Molecule: messenger RNA, 914 nt
Organism: Triticum dicoccoides
Lineage: Eukaryota; Viridiplantae; Streptophyta; Magnoliopsida; Poales; Poaceae
Product: ylmG homolog protein 2, chloroplastic-like
Exons: 3
Coding region: 39-734 (231 amino acids)
Biological process (GO): chloroplast fission
Cellular component (GO): membrane
Source: RefSeq, a predicted model, not a curated record
CCACGUCUCUCCGGCGUGCCCGCUCCAACUCUCAUCCAAUGGCCUCGCCGCACGCCGACCCGCAGCAGCACCACGCGUCGGCGCCGCCCCUCCUGCUCGCCGUACGCCGCAUCCCGUACCCGGGGGCCCAGCGGCCGCGCGCGCUCCCCGCCCCGGACCUCGCCCCUCUCGCGCGCCGCCUCGACGAGCUCACCGCCGCGGCGGCCGCCCACCCGCUCCUGAAGCCGCUCUUCGACCUCCGCCACCACCUCUCCACCUUCUCUCAGAGCAGGAGGCAGAGGAUGGUGGCGAUGCGGCAGGCGGCGUGCCCGCUGGCCGGCGGCGAGGGCUGCUUCGCGGCGGUGCUGGGCGGGUCCGUGGCCGGCAUGGUGGUGUCCAACGGCGUCAACAGCUUCCUCAGCCUCUACAACACCGUGCUCGUCAUCCGUCUCGUCCUCACCUGGUUCCCCAACACGCCGCCCGCCAUCGUCUCGCCCCUCAGCACGGUGUGUGACCCGUACCUGAACAUCUUCCGGGGCAUCAUCCCGCCGCUGGGAGGGCUGGACCUGUCCCCCAUCCUCGCCUUCCUGGUGCUCAACGCCCUCACCGGCACCGCCGCCGCGCUCCCGGCCGAGCUCCCCGCCCAGAACGCCGCGUCCGGCUCCCUGCACCCUGACGAGCUCACCGCCAACCAGAGGAAAUGGAUGCGGAGAUUCCGCCCGGGGAAAUCGCAAGAGGCUGCUGGUGCUCGCUAGACUUCAUGCAAUUUUGUGGAGUGCUCUGUAACCAUCAAAUGCAUACUGUCAUUCGGCAUGUCGAAUUACCACUGAGGCCUGUUUUUUCUUCUUCUUCUGAUGAAUGUGUAUGUAGAGGAACCAAAUUGCUUGACUGUAAUGACAUGUUUUUGGUAUCUGAUAAGUUUCUCACUUUGUUGA